CGCUGUGUGGUGCUGCGGUUUUUGAAGUCCCCCCCCAACCAGAAUAAGACUUCUGAGGAAAUACUGCACCAUCUGCAAAACAUUGUAGACUUCGGAAAACAUGUGAUGAAGCAGUUCUUUGGGGAGAACUACGUUCACCAUGGGGAAAUUAUUCAACUGCCUUUAGAUUUUGUAAGACAGCUCUGUUUGAAAAUCCAGCCAGAGAGGCCAGAGUCGCGCUGUGACAAAGACAUGGACACCCUCAGUGGUUAUGCAAUGUGCCUUCCCAACCUCACCAGGCUGCAGAGCUACCGCUUGGCGGAGCACAGGCCCAUCCUCUGCAUAGAGAUUAAGCCCAAGUGUGGCUUCAUCCCUUUUUCCAGCCAUGUUUCACAGGAGAUAAAGCACAAGGUGUGUCGUUACUGUAUGCAUCAGCAUCUAAAGGUAGCAAACGGAAAAUGGAAGCGACCAAGUAAAUAUUGCCCAUUGGAUCUCUUCUCAGGAAAUAAACAGAGAAUGCACUUUGCUUUGAAGAGCUUAUUACAGGAGGCACAGAACAACUUGAAAAUAUUUAAGAAUGGGGAACUAAUUUAUGGGUGUAAGGAUGACCAGGACUGUGUCUCUGACUGGAAUGAACUUGCUCGUCAGUUAAAACCUUUCUUUUUCCCUUCCAACGGGCUGGUCAGUGGCCCCCACUGCACAAGGACAAUUGUCAAAGAACUGAUCCACGUCAUAACCAUGACACUACUAAGUAGUACUGAUGCCUGCAGGGCAGGUGACAUGAAGACAGUUCCCAUUUCACAAGGAAGAAGCUACUGUGAAGCAAGUGCUUUUAAUAAGGAGCUAGUAAGAAAUGGUAAACAUAAAUUGGAAAGCUCUGGCUUACCGAGGGGUUGUCUCCUUUAUAAAACUCUUCAGGCUCAGAUGCUUGACAUGCUGGAUAUUGAAGGACUCUAUCCUUUGUACAGUAGAGUUGAACAGUAUUUGGAGGAAUUUCCUGAAGAGAGAAGUACAUUGCAGAUAGAUGGCCCCUACAAUGAAGCGUUUUACGAGAAGCUGCUAGACCUGUCGAAGGAGGACGAUGGGACGGUGGCGUUUGCCCUGACAAAGGUGCAGCAGUACAGAAUAGCAAUGACUGCUAAGGACUGCUCCAUCAUGAUUGCCCUUUCUCCCUGCCUGCAAGAUGAAUGCUCUGAGCAAAGACCUGUGGUACUGACAUCCAAAUCAAGAUUCACCUUUUCCGUGUCUGUGCUGGACCUGGACCUGAAGCCCUAUGAAAGCAUUCCUCACCAGUACAAACUGGAUGGAGAGAUAGUCAACUAUUACCUGAAGAAUGUACAGGCCAAAGAUGACCCAGUCAUGUCCAACCUCUUCAAGGAGAAUGAAGACUGCACAUUAGUUCUCCAUAAAGUGUAACUUUAUGUAACUUAAGGUUAUUUUUAUUCCAACACAUUAGAAAGUGAAAGAUUAAUUGAAUACAGUUAUGGUGAUUUAUUUUUUUCUUUUCUAUUGUGUUCAGUGCAUUUUUCAGCUGUGAAUGUUUUUGCUUUAGGAGAUGAUUUCCAACAGGCAAUGCCUUCUCAGAGCCAUGGAUAGUGCUGAACCACAUGUGCUAGGUAACCUUAAUGAAUGUAUUUAACGAGACAGAGCAGGUAACGUGUGCCAUACCUUGGGACUAGAGACAGAUCAAAUUAAUACAAGAAGUCUACUUCCUUAGAUUGAAAGAGCACAGAAUUAAAGGUUUCCUCAAGUAUUGCACUAACAUAGCCUAAUAACUAACAAGA
Messenger RNA from Acanthisitta chloris (rifleman), 1763 nucleotides. It is a transcript of the gene IPPK, whose product is annotated as inositol 1,3,4,5,6-pentakisphosphate 2-kinase. NCBI's taxonomy places the organism in Eukaryota, Metazoa, Chordata, Aves, Passeriformes, Acanthisittidae. The annotation marks the transcript as partial. The record is from RefSeq and is a predicted model, not a curated record. Gene Ontology annotation, biological process: inositol phosphate biosynthetic process. Gene Ontology annotation, molecular function: inositol-1,3,4,5,6-pentakisphosphate 2-kinase activity; ATP binding. Gene Ontology annotation, cellular component: nucleus. The transcript has 12 exons.